This is a messenger RNA of Porites evermanni, 1188 nucleotides long. NCBI's taxonomy places the organism in Eukaryota, Metazoa, Cnidaria, Anthozoa, Scleractinia, Poritidae. The record is from the annotation of a GenBank genome assembly.
AUGACCUGCUGGAAGGCAAACUACGUCAAUUUAUUUGUUCUCGCAGCAGUCUUGUUUGUUUCAAGCGAAAAGGUGCCUAAGUACCCCAGCUACAAGAAGGUCUUGGGGCAGGUAGCAAAUUCUCUCGCUGUUCCGCAAAUAAGAAAUGUCUCGUCGAAGACUCAUUUUGAAGUCUGUGCUGAUGAGGGAGAAGAGAUAUUCUACUGUCCUCUGGAUGAAAUAUGCUGCACGCCAGGGGAUCCAGCAAGUAGAUGUUGCCCGGCAGAGUAUCCACUUUGCUUACCCAGGGGAAACCCAGAAAAAUGCUGCCCAGUAGGAUACCCAACGUUAUGUGGCCUAUAUUGUUGCAAGGAAGGCAGCUUUUGCUGUAAUGGGAUGGACUGUUGUGAUAGUAUAGGCGCUUGUUGUGGGGCUCGGUGUUGCGAAAAUGGUGAAUUUUGCUGCAAUGGCAUAAGCUGUUGUGAUAGUGUAGGUGCUUGUUGUGGGGUUCAGUGUUGCGAGUUUGGCGAAUUUUGCUGCAAUGGCAUAAGCUGUUGUGAUAGUGUAGACGCCUGUUGUGGGGCUCAGUGCUGCCCAGAAGAUGCCUCUUGCUGUAAGCAGGAUGGAUCCUCAGCAUGCUGCGACAAAGUUACCAUGGGCUGUUGUGACGGAUACGGAUGUGUUCAUCCUUGCCCAUCCCAGUUUGAUGCCUUAGGUUGCCAACUGUCAAGCCCGUUUCUUGAUAAUAACCAUUUGGAUACACUAUAUACAUCGACAAAAAACGUUUAUCGAAUACUGCGCCCAGACGAAAAUCCUGAUGGAAUUGUCUCAAGAAAUCCAGUUGCCGAGAAAAGUGUUCUCUCGCAUGUUAAUUGCGGAAGUCGGUCAAAUUACGCCUCGCAGUUUAUAUCAACAUCAGCAUCCUUAGACGUGGCCAAGGACUACAAAGAAAAAGGUGAGAAAAAAGGUCUAACUGGAUUGAGAAUUUGUGAAUUUCAAGUGGAUAAACUGCCCCAGCCUUGCCGGAUGGUGGACCUUACAACGGAGAAGAACCGAGACAAGUACCUGGGAAACGCUCUGAGCAAAACCUAUGCCAAGGUAUCGUCGGAGAUUCUUCUCCAAUGUGAUGUGCCACUUCCCUGUACGGUUAUUGAUCCCCCAACCGAGCGUGAGACGAAGAAGUUUGCAGAUACUCCAUUUGAACUUUAG